GACAGGCAGCCCAGCAUUCAUAGGGGAAGGGCAGACGCCGCGCGUUCACUCGCCUCCCCAUCUCGCUAGCUGGUCUCGCCGCUGGAGUGGUGAGAGAAGCCAGGCUCCCUCCGGGUCCCCAUGGAGCCCAAGGCCCCGGCUGCGCCGCACGGCGACGGGUCGCCGGCCGAACCCCCCCGCCGCCGCGGCGGCGGCGGUAAGCGGAAGGCGGCGGGGUCGUCGUUCACGCCGUCCAAGCGGCACGCCAAGGAGCGCAACGCCUUCCACGCGUCCCCUCACGUGCUGCACAGCGGGCCGCUCACCCGCGCAGCGCGCCAGUCGCCGCACAAGCAUUCGGGCGCGCCGCCAGAUGCCACUCCCGUGGCGGCGGGGGCCAGCGGAUCGGGGAAGGGCGAGGGCGACGUGAUCCGGCUCGACGGGGAGCAGGCGCCCGCCGAGGACACGCCGCUGGUUGACGAGGCGUUCGAGGCCGUCCGAUCCCGUGGCGCCGGCGUCCAUGUGGUCCCUACCUUCGCCGGAUGGUUUUCAUGGAAGGAAAUCCACUCAGUUGAGAAGCAAACCUUGCCUUCGUUUUUUAAUGGAAAAUUUGAGAAGCGGACACCAGAGAUAUACACAGAGAUUAGAAAUUUCAUCAUGAUGAAAUUUCAUGCCAAUCCUCAACUGCAGCUGGAGUCCAAAGAUUUGGCUGAAAUGUCAAUUGGGGAGGUCGAUGCUCGACAGGAAGUGUUUGAGUUCUUGGAUCGCUGGGGCCUGAUCAAUUUUCACCCUUUCCCACCUGCUGGUCUAGAGGAGAAUAAGCCAGAGGAGAGCCAGAGCAAUUCUCACAAUGAGGAGAAAGUUUCUCUUGUUGAGAAGCUGUUUAAAUUUGAACCGAUUCAGUCAUACAUGAUCCCUUUACCAAAGAAAGGAGAGGUGGAAACUCCAGCCCCUCUGCCUAGCUUCCUUCCUGAUCCUUUACUAGUUGAAGAUGUGAUUGCAGCAGCCGAGCCUUCUGUUGAGUACCACUGCAACUCCUGUUCAGUUGAUUGCUCGGGCAAGCGCUAUCAUUGCCGGACCCAGGCAGAUUUUGACCUGUGUUCUGACUGCUUCAACGAAGGGAAAUUCGAUGCAGGCAUGUCGAAAACUGAUUUCAUCCUCAUGGAUUCCGCAGAAGUUUCUGGUGCUCGUGGUACUAGUUGGACUGAUGAGGAGACAUUGCUUCUUUUAGAAGCUUUGGAAAUAUUUGGUGGAAAAUGGACUGAGAUUGCUGAACAUGUUGCCACAAAAACUAAAACACAGUGCAUGUUACACUUUCUUCAAAUGCGAAUUGAGGACCACUUUCACGGUGGUGAAGAUCUUCAACAAAAUAUCCAGGAAAGCACAAAGCAAGCCUUGGCAGAAAAAGGCACUGCUGAAGUACCUGAGAAAAUGGAAGUUGAAGAGAAAGUUGAACAAAAAGAUACCGAGGAUGAGAAGCCUGCAGAGAAAACAGACACCAAUCAUGCGGAAACAGAAGCAGAAGAUGGAAGUGCCGUUGAAAAUAAAAAUACCAAGAAUUCAGGUGGUGUAGAUUCAGUUACAUCUCCAAACACUGACGAGCCUAAAACAUCUGGUGAUACUGAGCAAGCGAAGGAAAAUUCUGUUAAUCCUGAUACUUCUGGUGAAAAUGCAUCAAAUGUUGCUAUCAAUACUUCUGGUGAAAAUGCACCAUGCAAUGCUAUUGAUAUCCUCAAAUCUGCUUUUGAGGCUGUUGGUUACUUUCCUGGAGAUCAAGGUUCAUUUGCUGAUGCAGGAAAUCCUGUUAUGACACUGGCAGCAUUUUUGGCUGGUCUUGUGGAAGAUGACAAUGCUACCACUUCUUGCCGUAGUUCACUAAAAGCUAUUUCUGAGGAUUCUCCUUCACUCCAAUUGGCAAGUAGGCACUGUUAUAUACUUGAAGAUCCACCGAGUGAUCUGAAAGAUAUUUUUGUCAGUGUAAGUAAUACAGAUAAAGAUGGUGAUCAAACAAAAGAUGAGGAUAUGAUUGUAGAUUCAACUGGUAAUGAGAAAAAGGACAUCGAUGAUAAGGAAGAGAAUACUUUGCCUGUGGAAAAGCAAAACACUCCAUCCAUUUCAGCAGAAGACCACCAAGAAUCAGAAAACAAGGGUGUAUCUUGUGAUGAAGCACCCUCGGUGGAGCCUAAAUCCAAUAAUGCUAAGGGGUCAGGUGAUGCGAUUCCUCUGGUGGAUGAGAGUGCACCUGACGCCACCAAAGGUUCUUUAAGUUCCAUUAAAGAUUCAGUUAUUCCACAAAAUAAUGCAAAUGGAUGUGAUUUGUUAGCUCCUCCAGAGGUUAUUGCAGGAAGUACAACGGGCACAACUAGUCCUGAACUGGUAAAGGACAAACCAAGUUCUGAGGUGGAGCCACAUGAUGAUUCAUCUUUACAAGGCAAGAUCGAGCUUAGUAAGACGGAAGACGCAGUUGCUACCCCAACUAUCAUACAAGAACAUGAGAAAAGCCAAACAUUGGGAGAUGGCAAGAUGGAAGAACCUAGCAGUACUGAAAACAUACCCGUCAAUGCAGAGAAGGGCUCGACAGUGACAGCCAAGCAUAAUGAUUCCAUAACUAGGCUAAAACGAGCAGCAGCUACUGCCAUUUCAGCCGCUGCUGUCAAGGCUAAGUUCCUUGCCGAGCAGGAGGAAGAUCAAAUACGCCGGCUAGCUGCACUGGUGGUUGAAAAGAUGUUGCAGAAGACAGAGGCGAAGAUGUCAUUAUUUGCCGAUAUCGAGCAUGUGGCCCUCCGAACAAGAGAGUACACUGAAAAGACCAGAAAGAAGCUUCUGAUGGAGCGGAAUGCGAUAAUCGCUGCUCGCAUGGGUGCAGUGUCAUCUAGGGCAAACCAGCCUGGUAUUGCUGGUAACAGAUUACCGGCUGGAUAUGGCGGUCCUGCGGUAAGACCACCAAACGCAAUGCCCCGGCCCAGCAGUUGAGUUGACGAGGUAAACCUGUCGUCACCUCGUGCUCUAUCUGCGUGCCCCGUUCUUUUAGAAGCACACCUCAAACCAGUCAGGCAUAAGCUCUGUUGUUGCUGUAGCAUUCUUGUAGAAGUGUACCGUAUGAAUGUAUGAUGAUCUCCAUGACGUUUUCGAUGAAAAAAAUCACCUUCGUAGAAGAAUAUGAUUUAUUUUUUUCACCAUUUUCGCUUUGAACGUGAUUUCUUCCGAGUAA
Molecule: messenger RNA, 3187 nt
Organism: Brachypodium distachyon (stiff brome)
Lineage: Eukaryota; Viridiplantae; Streptophyta; Magnoliopsida; Poales; Poaceae
Product: SWI/SNF complex subunit SWI3D
Exons: 7
Coding region: 121-2949 (942 amino acids)
Molecular function (GO): zinc ion binding; protein binding
Source: RefSeq, a predicted model, not a curated record